GACCAUGGGUCUCUCACUCUUUCCAUCACCUGUACUGUAUAUAAGAGACCAUCAGCACUUGCUUUUGUUCAGCAUCUAAACAACAACCACUCCAACAACCCAAUACAACACUUCAAUCAACUCCAAUCCAACCAAACCAACCACACUUAUACCAAUACAACCUUUACACCACAAGCAAGCAUGUCAGGAGUAAUGGACAAAGUCAAGGCCAAGGUCGACCAGGUGAUGCACAAGGACAAGACCCAUGAUGAUCCUACUGGCCCUCACAGCUCGCACACUGCCAACACUGCCGACCCCACAGUACACAACACCUCCAGCGCUACCACUGGCACUGGUGGCUUUGCUGGCGACCAUCACAGCUCAGGUGUAAGCAGCGGUCUUGGUACUUCAGGUACCCACGGCCAGCACACUUCCACCCACACCGGUACCUCAAACCCCCUUGACCGCAACAACGACGGCAAGGUCGGAGCUAGCGAUCUUACUGGCAGCCACUCCAACACCACCCACGGCACCACUGGUCUUGGUUCAUCAACCACUCACGGUACCUCGAACCCCCUUGACCGUAACAACGACGGCAGGGUAGGAGCUGGCGACCUGACUGGCAGCCACUCCACCACCCACGGCUCUACUGGCCUUGGUUCAUCAACCACACACGGCACCACUGGUCUCGGUUCGUCAACAACACAUGGCACUACCGGUCUUGGUUCCUCCAACACUGGAGCUUACGGCUCUACCUCCCACAACGACCCCACUGGACCUCACGGUUCUCACAUGAUGAACAAGGCCGACCCAAGGGUCGACUCUGACCGCCUUGGAACCGCUGGCAACACUGCUGGUGCAGGUGGUUACGGUGCUGGACAGUACACUGAGGGUACUCACGGCACCCACGGCACCACUGGCAGCGGUCUUACUGGCCACUCAACCACCGGCACUGGUCUCGGCCACACUGGUGGCCACGGUACCGCCGACUUCAACGACCACAACAACUCUGGCCUUCACAACACACGCAUCGCCAACCAGGUUGACCCUCACGUUGGCGGUGUCGGCAGCACUGGAACUGGCGCAUACAACACCACUGGCUCAGGUCUGACUGGCCACAACACUGCCGGAUCUGGACUCACUGGUCACGGCACCACCGGUACGCACAACCCCCUCGACCGCAACAACGACGGCAGGGUCGGUGCUGGCGACCUGACUGGUAGCCACUCCAACACCCACACCGCUGGCGGCAUUGGCAGCACAGGCGGUCUCGGCCACUCCAACACUACCCACACUGGUACCUCAAACCCCCUUGACCGCAACAACGACGGCCGUGUCGGAGCCGGCGACUUGACCGGCAGCCACUCCAACACCCACGGCUCUACUGGACUUGGUUCAGGUGGCCUCGGCCACGGUGGCAACACCCACACCACAGGUGAGCACACCAAGACCGUUCCUGGUGAGGUUGGCGGAUCAGGCCGGGAUAACUUGGCACACCGUAACAACGAGACGGGUGACCUGCCCAAGGCCCUUGUCGAGCCUGUUUCUGUCGCCGAGCCCCACUCUUCUCUGCAGAAUGACCAACACCACUCAGGUCAUGGCACUCACGGUACCCACGGUACCAGCGACGUCCACGGCAAGCCCUCUAUGAUGGACAAGCUGAACCCCAAGAAGGACGCUGAUCACGACGGCAAGGCUGGCAUCAUGGACUAG
Messenger RNA from Alternaria burnsii, 1692 nucleotides. RefSeq lists its product as uncharacterized. The transcript has 3 exons. The record is from RefSeq and is a predicted model, not a curated record. NCBI's taxonomy places the organism in Eukaryota, Fungi, Ascomycota, Dothideomycetes, Pleosporales, Pleosporaceae. The annotation marks the transcript as partial.